Messenger RNA from Polyodon spathula (Mississippi paddlefish), 1238 nucleotides. Its product is annotated as SOSS complex subunit B2-like. Lineage: Eukaryota; Metazoa; Chordata; Actinopteri; Acipenseriformes; Polyodontidae. Gene Ontology annotation, molecular function: DNA binding. Gene Ontology annotation, cellular component: SOSS complex. The record is from RefSeq and is a predicted model, not a curated record. Gene Ontology annotation, biological process: mitotic cell cycle checkpoint signaling; response to ionizing radiation; double-strand break repair via homologous recombination. The transcript has 6 exons. The coding region runs from base 442 to 1107 and encodes 221 amino acids.
GAUAAAUAUUUAUUUUUAUUUUCUAUACAGUGACGGACGGACAUGCAAAACGCCCGUCGCAACGAGUUUUUCUGCUCUAAACGAAACAAAGGGGCUACGAAGAGAUUUGAUUUUUAAUGUGGCUUUUUAUUUUUAGAGCAGCCUGAUUCAUUAGCAGUAAAGGCGAUGUAUUAUUUAUGAAUUAACUAGAAGAGCUUCACUAGUUUCAAUUUUUUUUUUCUUAGUUUGAUUUAAGAGAACUCGAAGCAGACAGUGUUUCCUUUGCCAGAAACACAAUUUGUAAGGUUGUGUAAUUUUAUGUACUGUUCAUGAUAUAAGAUUCGCAACACAAUUGUGAAAUAUUGCUUAUUAUUUUGCCGCAACCACUGCCCAGACCCCGCUGCUAAAUAAGUAUUUUUUUUUUUAAAUAUAUUUUAAUAACAAGCAUUGCCAGCCGUUAAAAUGUCGAACAUUCCCAAUGAAGCAGUUGUCUUGAUAAAAGAAGUUAAGCCCGGGCUGAAAAAUUUAAAUAUCGUCUUUAUUGUACUGGAGACAGGUCGAGUUACCAAAACUAAAGAUGGGCACGAGGUGCGGUCGUGUAAAGUGGCAGACAAGAGUGGCAGCAUCACGAUAUCGGUGUGGGACGAGCUGGGGACACUGAUCCAGCCCGGGGACAUCAUUCGUCUCACCAGAGGUUACGCCUCCAUGUGGAAAGGCUGCUUAACAUUGUACACGGGACGAGGGGGAGACCUGCAGAAGAUCGGGGAGUUUUGCAUGGUGUACUCUGAGAUCCCCAACUUCAGUGAACCCAACCCAGACUUCCUGUCCCAGGUGUCCUUGCAGAACAAGAGUGCCAAAGGUGAGCAGAGGAGCAACUCUCCCACAAACAGCUCAAAUACAGGGAACGGCUCUCAGCAGUCGUACUCCACGAUGGGUGCAACCCCUGCCAACAGCCACCCACAGCACCCAGCACCAUCCUAUGGGUGGCCUGGCAGAACCAGCGGGCGUGGGCAGGGCAAUGGCAAUGGCAACGGCAACGUCCAGACAGCAGGGGGCAGCACUCCUGGGCACACGCAGCCCUCAGUCACAGUCAGCAACGGCAGAGACCCCCGCAGGACCAAAAGAUAACCUCUCUCCUGCUAGAGGAGACAGUGUUGACAGCCACCUCCCUGAAACAAACUGCUCACCCUACUUGAAUGCUGAAUGCACUUUUUUUUUUUUUUUUUUUUCUGUCCAUGGAACUGUGUAAAGUUUGUGUU